AUGGGGUUGGUGCCACCCUCCCUUCGCUUCCUGGAAUCUCAUUCUCAUGAGAGCAGAGCAUUCGAGAGGAUACCAUAUGUAUAUGCAGCCACUGUGGUCUGGACGGGGUUUAAUUCGGUGGGUGUAGUUACUUGGGUUGUUGCUGACCUUACUGCAGCACCAAGUUUGGGUUCACAUGCCAUGCCAGCAGCCUCCUCGAGGCCGAGGAUACCAGGUGAGGAGGCCAAGGAUACCAGGCAAGGCCGGAGUAUCAAUGAGCUUGCAUUCCAAGCAGACGAGCAGACCUCGCUCGUGAAUGCAGCCAAAAUCAAGAACAUCACCUGUGCUGGAUUGCAUGGAUUUGAGGUGGUAAAUCCAGAGCUCCUCGACUGCAAGAACCGUACCAAAAUGAGUCUGGAGGAGGCCUACGAGCAGAUGUUUGAAGCCUGUAUGGCGCAGUGCAACGAAGAGCUUCUCACUGUGGAGGCUCACAUCGCCAGCUUGAAGCGAAGCCUCGCUAUCCCUAAGGACCAGAUACCACACAUGGGCCCUGCAGUGAAUGAAAUUGUACUCCUUCAGGUCUUGUUUGAGCCGAAUUUAAGCACUAAGCACUGAUGCACACUGGGGGUGGUUGUUUGGAUGUGCUAAAAUAGGGGUGCUGAAGUUUAGCUCUAGAUGUGCUAAUGGGGCUAAACGUGAGCUAAUGAGAGCUAAUCAAGGGUUAAUGGAUUCUAAUAACUAAUUAGCCAUCAUAUGUGUAACUAGAUCAA
Molecule: messenger RNA, 749 nt
Organism: Panicum hallii
Lineage: Eukaryota; Viridiplantae; Streptophyta; Magnoliopsida; Poales; Poaceae
Exons: 5
Coding region: 1-594 (197 amino acids)
Source: RefSeq, a predicted model, not a curated record